This is a messenger RNA of Melanotaenia boesemani (Boeseman's rainbowfish), 4089 nucleotides long. RefSeq names its product dipeptidyl peptidase 9-like. Gene Ontology annotation, biological process: proteolysis. Gene Ontology annotation, molecular function: dipeptidyl-peptidase activity; serine-type peptidase activity. Lineage: Eukaryota; Metazoa; Chordata; Actinopteri; Atheriniformes; Melanotaeniidae. The transcript is spliced from 21 exons. The record is from RefSeq and is a predicted model, not a curated record. Bases 184 to 2862 code for a protein of 892 amino acids.
CCGCGUUGCUCGUGCAUUAGCCUUAAGCAGCUACCUGCUCUCCGGAAAGUAGUUCCUGUGUGCGAUUUAUGUAAACUAACAGUUAUUUUCAGCGUAGACCUUCAUUCGACACACGAAGAUACACUCUCAAGGUCCCUGGGCAGAAAGUGCUGUCAGGUCUGGUUCAAGGUGGUUGAACAGUUAAUGCACAAGGUAAAGAGGCUGAAAAUUGAGGACAAAACAGAAGACGGCCAAAAAAGCGUCAGAGAGGCACUGGCAGGCAUGACGGGGGUUGACGAGCUCUCGGACAGCACAGAAGUUGUGGAAAUGGAGGAUGUGAAUCCCACCCAGUUCCAGGUUGAGAAGCACACAUGGGACGGCCUGCGGAGGGUCAUCCACAACAGCCGCAAAAACACUGGCGUGGUUAUCAACAAGGCACCACAUGACUUCCACUUCAUCCAGAAAGAUGAUGCCAGUCCUCACUCACAUCGCAUUUACUACCUUGGAAUGCCUUACACUAGCAGGGAAAAUGCCUUACUCUACUCAGACAUUCCCAAGAAGAUCCGCAAAGAUGCCUUGCUGGUUGUGUCAUGGAAACCAAUGCUGGAUCAUUUUCAGGCCAGCCCUCACCACGGGAUCUUCUCACGGGAAGAGGAGCUGCUGCGAGAGAGGAAGCGCUUGGGGGUGUCUGGCAUCACCUCCUAUGACUACCACCAAGCCAGCGGCAUCUUCCUGUUCCAGGCCAACAGCAGUCUGUACUACUGCCGGGAUGGUGGAAACACCACUUUAAUUACUUCUCCAGUGAAUCCCAUAGAGAUCAAAAGCCAUAAUUCGGGCACACGCAUGGACCCAAAGAUCUGCUCGGGGGACCCCAACUUCAUUGGUUUCAUCAACAACAAUGACAUUUGGGUGACAAAUAUAGAAACAGGAGAAGAGAAGAGACUCACUUUCUGCCAUAAAGGCAUUGACAACCCAAAAGAGGAUCCUAGAUCGGCUGGUGUGGCCACUUUUGUCACUCAGGAGGAAUUUGAUCGCUUCACCGGAUACUGGUGGUGUCCAGCUGCUUGUGAAGAGUCAGAUGGUGGUAAAACUCUGCAGAUUCUGUAUGAGGAGGUUGAUGAGUCUGAGGUGGAGAUCAUCCAUGUCCCAUCGCCGGCUCUGGAGGAGCGCAAGACAGAUGUCUACAGAUACCCACGUGCAGGAAGCAAGAAUCCUGAUAUCACUCUAAAGAUAGCAGAAAUAAGAACAGACAAUCUUGGAAAAAUUGUCAGCACACAAGAGAAAGAACUGCCUGUUCCCUUCACCACCCUUUUUCCCAACAUCGAGUAUGUUACCAGAGCUGGAUGGACGAAAGAUGGUCGUUACGCGUGGGCGGUCAUGAUGGACCGACGGCAGCAGCAUCUCCAGUUAGUCCUGCUGCCGCCUGCACUCUUCAUCCCUGCACAUCAGAGCCUAGCCAGAAGACAAGAGAGUCUGGAGGCACUUGGAGACACAGUCCAGCCCUUCAUCAUCUACCAAGAGACCAGUGAUAUCUGGAUCAAUGUCCAUGACAUUUUUCAUCCAUUUAUCCAAACCAGUGAUGAUGAGAUCACCUUCCUCAUAGUAAAUGAGUCUAAAACAGGUUUCUGCCACUUAUAUAAGAUCACCUCAGUGUUACAGAGGAGCAGCUUCAGCUGGGCCAAAGGCUACACACACUCUGAAGAUGAUUUCAAGUGUCCAGUCAAAGAGGAGGUGACGGUGACCAGUGGGGAGUGGGAGGUGCUGGCCAAUCAUGGAGCAAAACGUUCAUGCAGCCCUCAGAUUUGGGUGGAUGAAGCAGCUAAGCUGGUUUAUUUCCAGGGAACCAAAGACUCUCCUCUUGAGCACCACCUGUAUGUGGUGAGCUACGACUCGCCAGGUGAAAUCGUCAGACUCACCAAACCUGGUUUCUCCCACAGCUGCUCUGUGAGCCAGACAUUUGACAUGUUUAUCAGCCAUUACAGCAGUUUGACCACCGCUCCUUGUGUUCACAUCUACAAGCUGACGGGCUCAGACAGUGACCCGCUCCACAAAGAGCCUCAGUUUUGGGCGAGCAUGAUGGAAUCUUCUGGUUACCAGUUUGAUGCCAGUCCUCCUGAAAUCUUUAGCUUCACAGGGAAGUCGGGCUUUGAGCUGUACGGCAUGUUGUAUAAACCAAACCACUUGGUUCCUGGCAGGAAGCAUCCCACUGUUGUCUUCGUCUAUGGUGGACCUCAGGUUCAGUUGGUGAACAACUCUUAUAAAGGUGUGAAGUAUCUGCGUCUGAGUACGCUGGCAUCUCUGGGCUACGUUGUUCUGGUUAUUGAUGGGCGGGGCUCCUGCCAGCGAGGACUCAAGUUUGAAGGAGCUGUGAAGGACAAAAUGGGUCAGGUGGAGAUUGACGACCAAGUGGAGGGUUUGCACUACAUAGCUGAUAAGUAUAAGUUUGUGGACCUGACUCGCGUCGCCAUCCAUGGGUGGUCAUACGGAGGCUUCCUCUCUCUCAUGGGCCUUAUCCACAAACCGGAUGUAUUUAAGGUCGCCGUUGCAGGAGCUCCAGUGACCCUGUGGAUGGCCUACGACACCGGCUACACGGAGCGAUAUUUGGACACACCUGACAAAAACCAGAAGGGAUAUGAAGCUUGCUCUGUCGCCCUGCAUGUUGACGAACUCCCCAAUGAGCCCAACAGAUUGUUGAUCCUGCAUGGAUUUCUAGAUGAGAAUGUGCACUUUUUCCACACCAACUUCCUGGUGUCGCAACUCAUCCAAGCAGGAAAACCAUACAGCCUGCAGGUUUAUCCAAAUGAGCGUCACAGCAUCAGGUGUCCGGAGUCAGGAGAGCAUUAUGAGAUUACGCUGCUGCACUUCCUCCAGCAGAACCUCUGAUAAGCCUUGCCACACACUUAACAUCCGAUCCCUUUUCCCUACCCAUCUCAACACCUCUCCUUUUCACAUUCCACUUAUUCAAACCUGCCAUCACCUCUGACUUCACUUGAGUUUUUGAAUCCGUUUAAUUCAAGCUUCACCAAACCUUGUUGCACCUCAAGAGUCAUUAGUUAGUCUCAGAUGCUGCAGCACUUCAGCAUGAAAAUAUUAUAAGAGUUGGUGUAAUCUGCAUGAAAAAAAUUGUCAUUUCUUGGACCUCUGGUAGCUUUUAAUCUGCAUUUGUUUGCAAUGAUUGACAUAGCUUGAAGCUCAACCAGCAGAGGGCGCUGUUCACUCAGAACAAACGGGGAUGGAACAAAUAAAAAUUAUUUAUGUUUUAAAUGCUGCUUGCUGCAUCAUAAGCAGGGCAGCAUCACUAGCAAUGCAAAAACAAACAAAAAAACAUGUGGAACAUUUUCACAAAAUGAAAAGCAGUUCCUUUUUCUGGUGCCAUUCCUUUUUAGUAAUUCUUUUUUAAUGGGACCCAACUGACAAAGAUAUUGAUAUGCUCUCUGUGAAAAACACUGGUUUAAACUUAUUAAAUGUAAUACUCUUUAAGAGCAAAUGAGCAACUCUUAACCCCCUUUGUCACACACUUUGUAGUGUUUUUGCUGAGAUUAGUCUGUAAUGUGCUGUCAUAGAUUAUUUUAUAUGUGGUUAUUCAAGAAAAGAAAUAUUCAUGUAACAUUUUUAUUUGGUAAUAUUAUUAUUACAAAGAAGACAAAACAAAAUAAGAUUAAUGGUUCUUAAAGGUCAUAAAUGGUUGAAAUAUGUAGCAACCAGUUGCUUUUCUCUCGGUCUUUUGCUUUAACAUUUUGGGGAGCUUCUCUUUCUUCUGCUGCUGAGAACUUUUGCACAGUACAUGUCUACCUUGGUGCCAACAAACCAACCUAAAAGAUGAUUUUACAGAAAUGUUGGCGGUCUGAGGUGCCUUGCAAGAGUUUGAGACUAUAUAUAUAUAUAUAUAUAUAUAUAUAUAUAUAUAUAUAUAUAUAGAUGAUAUAGAUGUGUGUGUGUGUGUGUGUGUGUGUGUGUGUGUUUGUAUAUCAGGUAAUCUGUCACAGGACCCACAACAAUAGAAUGCCUUGUUACUUUCUAAACAUCUGCAAGAUGAGCUACUGCAAUCUGUACAUGGUUAAAUGUACUCUGAACUCUGAUAUUGAAAAACAUAAACUGAAGUGAACAAUC